UUGAUAUCAAUUGAGACAUCUUCGCGCUUAUAUGACCUUUUCUUGCGAAAGAAAACAAUCGGGUGGAGGUUGUUUUCGGAUUAUGAAGAUUUACCAAUGAUUAGAAGCGACCUCGGAUCUCAAUAAUUGUGAAAUAUCCCACCUUCACUUCCCCACAUCACAACCAUAACCAAAGUUCACCAAACUCUCGAACAUUUCUCUUCCUCUCACAUGUCGCUGUUCCAAACUCCGAUUUGCUCCUAGCACACGACCAUCCUCAACUUGCUCGAAAAUGCCAAACCUCGAAAACGCCGCCCCUUCUAACCCCGCGUGGUAUCCUCCCGAAGACGACGAUGUCGUUCCGCAACUCCCUCCCUUCUACUCUCCACGUCCUAUUCCCGUCUCUCGCGCAAUAUCAGAACUCGACCUGAAUUCCCUACACAUAACACACCCAGCAUUUGGACAAGAUCCUCGUUCCUCGAACUCUCACGCAGACCAUGACUCCGAUCACGAAUCCUCUCUUCAAUCCCCCCUCGAGUCCGACCAUGAACUGCCAGGUCUCGUAUCCCCACAGUUCACACCUCCCUCUACCCCAGGAAAUGGCACUCAAACUCCCUCACAUCCGCAUCAGCACAUCCCACGGUCUGUACCGGUAGAUAGCAGCAUACCCUCCGGCGGAUGUGGGACCAAGAAGCCACAGCUUCUCCCACAAUUACCAGACGUGAACUGCGUUGUACGAGCACGGAUACCUACCACGAUCGGAGGGAGUGGGACAGAGAUGUUCUUGCAUCUUUACCAGAAUAGUGAGGAUAAUAAGGAGCAUUUGGCUAUUGUAUUUGGAAAUACCAUUCGGUCGAAGAGUUUGGAUAGAGUGAGGGAAGGGGAGACGGAGAUGGACAGGUUAAUUAGAGGUGCUUACACUGGGCGAUUGUAUCCAGGACGAACGAGUUCAAAAGCAGACUCUGCGAAUGGAAAUGGAGCGAGGGCAGCAGAGAGAAAUGAUCCACCAUUGGUGAGAAUACACUCAGAGUGCUAUACAGGAGAAACUGUUUGGUCAGCUCGGUGCGAUUGCGGGGAACAACUAGACGAAGCAGCACGGCUCAUGUCGUUACCGGGAUCUGGAGGCGGUGUCAUAAUUUAUCUGCGGCAAGAGGGUAGAGGAAUUGGGUUGGGAGAGAAGUUGAAAGCAUACAAUCUACAAGAUCUUGGGAAUGAUACUGUCGAGGCGAAUUUGCUGUUACGGCACCCUGCAGAUGCGCGGAGUUAUGGACUUGCUACUGCAAUGUUGGCAGAUUUAGGCUUGCAGGAUAUCAGACUUCUGACGAACAAUCCGGAUAAGGUUCGAGCUGUCGAGGGGCCAAAUAGGGAGAUUGUGGUAAAGGAAAGAGUGGCCAUGAUUCCUCUUGCUUGGAGAGGUGCUAAGGGCGGAAUAAGAAGUCAAGAAGUUGGUGGGUAUCUGAAGACUAAGAUCGAGAAAAUGGGACAUAUGCUACAGAUGAAUGAGGGAUCAUGAGCAUAAUACCUUCAAAUACGAACGUU
Messenger RNA from Mollisia scopiformis, 1518 nucleotides. Its product is annotated as GTP cyclohydrolase II. Gene Ontology annotation, molecular function: GTP cyclohydrolase II activity. The transcript has 2 exons. NCBI's taxonomy places the organism in Eukaryota, Fungi, Ascomycota, Leotiomycetes, Helotiales, Mollisiaceae. Bases 272 to 1492 code for a protein of 406 amino acids. The record is from RefSeq and is a predicted model, not a curated record. Gene Ontology annotation, biological process: riboflavin biosynthetic process.